Messenger RNA from Danio aesculapii, 2003 nucleotides. RefSeq names its product serpin peptidase inhibitor, clade G (C1 inhibitor), member 1 (gene serping1). Gene Ontology annotation, biological process: negative regulation of endopeptidase activity. The transcript is spliced from 9 exons. Bases 11 to 1825 code for a protein of 604 amino acids. The record is from RefSeq and is a predicted model, not a curated record. NCBI's taxonomy places the organism in Eukaryota, Metazoa, Chordata, Actinopteri, Cypriniformes, Danionidae. Gene Ontology annotation, molecular function: serine-type endopeptidase inhibitor activity.
AUCCAGCACUAUGUAUCGCGUUCUCCUGUUGUUCUGUGUUGGUCUUUCCCUGUCAUCCUGCGACAUCACGGUUCUGCUAUACUCCAGCAUUUCUCUGCCUUGUGUUCCUGACGAUGCUCCUGCACUGGCUGGAUCCACAUACAUCUGGAACUUCACGGCUCCUCAAACAGAACAACGCACAAUGAGCGAGAAGGGAAAGAUCCUGACACUCAGAAAUGUGAACAGCAGUUACAGUGGACAGUACAAAUGUGUGCAGGAAGGCUACAGAGAUGAAGCUCGAGUGAGGCGGAGCAGAACAUUCAGCUUACAGGUGGAAGACCCUCCUCUCCUUCAGGAAUGGCAGAUCAUCAGAAUAGAAGCUGGGUAUGAUGCGAUUCUGCCUUGCAAGGUUUCCUUUUCCAAUGAGACAUUAUCUCCCUCUGUUGUGUGGAAACGAGUGACAGGUCAAGGUGCUGUGCUUCUCAAUCCUGACAAAAACACAGAUGUAGAAGAUGAGAAGAAGGACGAGCUGUCACAGAGGGUUUUCUGGGACAUUACACGUGAAGAGCAGGACUGGGCCAUUAAGAUUAGUCAGACCAUAAAGGAAGACGCCGGGAUGUACCAGUGUAUCAUAACAAACACAAAUCAGACACUGCUGGUGGAGCUGGAAGUAGAAGGACCUCCUCCGCCCCGCUGCGAGGGCUACACGGACCCAUGGGAGUCCUGUAAUGAUCCAGACAGCAGAUCAUGGAAGGCCAUCCUUCAGGAAUCACUGGGUGAAUUCUCCACCUCCGUUUACAGCAGACUCAAGGGUUCAAAAGCCAAAACAAACCUGAUCUUCUCCCCCAUCAGCAUCGCUGCAGCUCUUUCAAACCUGCUCCUUGGUGCUCGAGGUGAGACCAGAAUGCAGCUGGAAGAGGCUCUUGGGCUUCCUCUAGGGUUUUCCUGCCUGCACACAGAAUUGAAGAAACUGAGAGGAGUGAUGAAGGACACACUGAAGAUGGCCUCUGCUAUCUUUUAUGAUCCAGAGCAACAGCUGGCAGAAGCUUUUGUCAACCAAUCACAGGAGUUCUAUGAGUUUGUGCCACAGAAACUGACUAAUGACAGCACUCGAAACGUGGCUCUCAUCAACAAAUGGGUAGAAAACAAGACAAACAAAAAAAUCACUGAGUUAAUUGAUAAUGUGGAUCCCUCCACUUCCUUUGUUCUGUUAAACGCAGUCUACUUUAAUGGUAGAUGGAAGACCGUUUUUGAGUCCACAAAUAACAAGGAAAAGUUCACCAUGUUCUCAGGUGAAACUAAAGAUGUGAAGACUCUCUACAGCUCCAAUUACAUUCUGCAGAUGGGCUACAACAAACAGCUAAAGGCUGUUGUUGGAAAGUUUCCUCUGACAGGCCAAAAUAGCUUGUACAUUCUGGUCCCGCGCACACUGUCAGAAGAAUCCUUUUUAUUGAUGGAGAACAACAUAAACCGCAACACUCUUGAAGAAAUGGUUUCUGAGAUGAACAAAACUCCAGCCCAGGCCGCUGAGGUGACGCUGCCAGCAAUUAAACUGAUAAUGACAACACAACUGGAUGAGUUACUGAGAAAUAUGGGUUUGUCAGAUCUCUUCAACAAGCCUAACUUGUGUGGAAUGUUUCCAGGGGAGCCUGAAUCAUUCAUCUCAGAUGUUCGUCACCGCGCUUUCCUCUCGCUCACAGAGAAGGGGGUCGAGGCCGCCGCCGCCCACAAGCAUUUCUUUUUCUCGCUCCUUCUCUUCUUCUCUGCUCUACAGCCCUUCGUACUCAUACUGUGGAGCGAUGAGGCCGCAGCUCCUCUAUUCAUGGGAAGAAUUAUUAAUCCAUGAAAAAAGAGAGAGACGAAAAACAUCACAGUAGCACCCCACCAUAAAUAAAUGAAACAUUCUGUUGUACAUUCAUUCAUUUAUCACAAAUAAAAAUUGCAUUUAUGUAACAAUAUCAUGUUAUGCAUAGAAUCAGAAUGCAUGCAGAAUCUCGAUCAUUAAAGAUGUCGUUUACACCAUG